UUUCUCGUUGUAUUCUCUUUGAUGAUGACAUGAAAACCGUGAGAAGGUGCCAGAGAUUCUGUGGCAAUGCUGCCAUCCAUUUUAGGAAAUUAACAGUUCUUGCCGAGUCCAAACCAGAUUUCUUAGAAUCGAAACAAGUUCUUCAUGCGGCUGCGGAUAAGGAUGCUACUCGUGUUUCAAAUCUGCACUAUCUUGUGCAGUUAUAUGCUAAAAUAAGAUCAUCCAUGGCUGGAAGGGCAUGCCAUGCUUAUGCUAUUCGUAUUGGAUUGGAAUUCGACGUUUUAACUUCAAAUAUGAUCAUUAACAUGUACUCCAAAUGUGGUUUAGUUGAUGAUGCUCGCCAAGUGUUCGAUGAAAUGCCGGUGAGAAGCUUGGUUUCGUGGAACACAAUUAUUGGAGCACUUACCCAGAAUGCAGAGAAUCAAGAACCUCUCUUGCUUUUUAUUCAAAUGCAAAGAGACGGAACCCCUUUCAAUGAGUUUACCAUUUCCAGUGUUGUAUGCGCAUGUGCCUUGAAUUGUGCCACUCUCGAAUGCAUGCAACUGCAUGCUUUUUCAAUUAAGGCUGCCAUAGAUUCAAAUUGUUUUGUUGGAACUGCUUUAGUUGAUGUCUAUGCCAAGUGCUCUUCAAUUGAAGACGCAAGCCGAGUGUUUGAGAGUAUGCCUGAAACUAAUGCUGUUACGUGGAGUUCAAUGUUAGCAGGAUAUGUUAAAAAUGGUUUAUUUGAGGAAGCCUUGCUGCUUUUUCGUAAUGCGCAGCUUAUCGGUUUUGAUAAGGACCCAUUUAUGGUUUCUUCUGCUAUCUGUGCUUGUGCAGGUAUGGCAACCUUGAUUGAAGGAAAACAAGUGCAUGCUAUCUCAUGGAAAUCUGGAUUUGGUUCAAACGUAUAUGUUGCCUCCUCCCUUAUAGACAUGUAUGCUAAAUGCGGCUGCAUAAGGGAAGCUUCCCUUGUGUUUCAAGGAGUGGAGCUGAGAAGUAAGGUUUUAUGGAAUGCCAUGAUUUCAGGGUUUGCUAAACAUGCUUGUGCACUAGAGGCCCGGAUCAUAUUCGAAAAAAUGCAGCAGAGAGGGUUACUUCCUGAUGAAGUUUCUUACGUAUCUGUAUUAAAUGCAUGUAGCCAUAUGGGUUUGUAUAAAGAAGGAGAGAAGUACUUUGAACUCAUGGUCAGAGAGCACAAUCUUUCGCCCAAUGCCCUUCACUAUUCGUGUAUGAUUGAUAUUCUUGGUCGUGCAGGAUUGGUUCACAACGCAUAUGACUUGAUUCAGAGAAUGCCAUUUGAAGCAACUGCUUCUAUGUGGGGUUCACUCUUAGCCUCAUGUAGAAAUUAUGGCGAUAUUGAGUUUGCUGAGAUUGCAGCCAAGCAUCUAUUUGAAAUGGAACCUAGCAAUGCCGGAAACCAUGUCUUGCUAGCAAACAUCUAUGCAACAAAUAAAAAGUGGGAGGAAGUUGCCAGAGCAAGGAAGCUUCUGAGAGAGAGUGAUCUUCGAAAGGAGAGGGGUUUGAGCUGGAUUGAAAUAAAGAACAAGGUUCAUUCAUUCACCGUUGGUGAAAGAAACCAUCCACAAAUGAAUAUGAUUUAUGAUUAUUUGGAUAAUUUGGUAGAGGAGUUAAAGAAGCUAAAUUACAAGGUUGAUACCAACCAUGAUCUGCAUGAUGUAGAUGAGAACAGGAAACAGACGCUUUUGAAGCAUCACAGUGAGAAACUUGCUGUUUCCUAUGGAUUGAUGUCUUUACCUAGUGAUAUAGAUAUACCAAUAAGGAUUAUGAAAAACCUAAGAAUUUGUGGCGAUUGCCACAAUUUUAUGAAACUUGUGUCUAAGUGUACUAGUAGGGAGAUCAUUGUUCGAGAUACAAACCGCUUUCACCACUUUAAAGAUGGCUGCUGUUCUUGUGGGGAGUUUUGGUGAACUUCUUCACUCAUGAGGAACCAGAACCAGUGUGUAGAAUCCAAGCACUUUCACCAGUACCAUGUUAUGGGUUCUCUAACUGCCUCAGAAGCUGAAGAGAUUGUGCAAAAUGAAGGAAACCUAGCUAUGGGGUUCUGCUGCAUUGCAUCGUCUUGUUAGUGAUGCUGAAGAGAUGGAGAAAAAGGGAACUUGUUGCGACGAAAGAAGAAAGCAGGAGAGCGACGACUGCAAAUUGCAUUCUGAAAAUUUAAGAAUUCGGUGGGUACAUUUGCAAAAUCAUAAAUUCACGGGAUAAAAUGUGUAGCGUAAAAUUUUGGCUAAUUUUUUUUAUACGAGGUUGACAUAGCUAUGGAGUAUUGGGGAGAUAUACACGGUUAUCGUCUUAUUUGUGUGGAGUAGAAUUCCGUAGAUACUGAAAUCGGAUUUAGGGUUUUCUCUCCGUACACAAAUCGGAUUCAGGGUUUUCUGCCAAUACACAAAUCGGACCCAGAGUUUUCAGUACCUCCAAUCCAACGUUCCGAUUUGUCUUGCGCAAUCUUCAUACCCUGG
Molecule: messenger RNA, 2456 nt
Organism: Arachis duranensis
Lineage: Eukaryota; Viridiplantae; Streptophyta; Magnoliopsida; Fabales; Fabaceae
Product: pentatricopeptide repeat-containing protein At5g04780, mitochondrial
Exons: 2
Coding region: 30-1907 (625 amino acids)
Biological process (GO): RNA modification
Molecular function (GO): protein binding; zinc ion binding; RNA binding
Source: RefSeq, a predicted model, not a curated record